This is a messenger RNA of Penicillium griseofulvum, 1446 nucleotides long. RefSeq names its product transcription factor domain-containing protein. NCBI's taxonomy places the organism in Eukaryota, Fungi, Ascomycota, Eurotiomycetes, Eurotiales, Aspergillaceae. Gene Ontology annotation, biological process: DNA-templated transcription. The record is from RefSeq and is a predicted model, not a curated record. Gene Ontology annotation, molecular function: zinc ion binding; DNA binding. The transcript is spliced from 3 exons. The coding region runs from base 1 to 1446 and encodes 481 amino acids.
AUGACAGUGGAAGAUUGCCGGAUUGAGCUUAAUGAAGACAAACACGAAGUAUUAAGAAGAUAUCGCACCGGAGUUGAAAGUUCACUCGCAAAGGCCGGCCUAUUGGAGUCACUGGACAUGACUGUUCUGCAAGCCUUUGUCAUAUACAUUGCUUGCAGUAGGCGGUAUGAGAAAGGACUAGACAUUAGGAAAUCGCUUGGGAAUGCCAUUGGAAUUGCGCUCAAAAUCGGCCUGCAUCGCGAUUCUACUUUAGGAUUAACACCGUUUCAAGUCGAAAUGCGUCGUCGACUCUGGUGGCAGAUAUAUACUCUCGAUAUCAAUAUCGCAGAGGACUAUGGCACAACUCCUCGUAUUCUAGAGUCAUGGUUCGACACAGAACUCCCUUCGAAUGUGAGCGAUGCAAGCCUUGACCCUGAUAUGAAACACCCGCCUCAGAAUUGUAGCGGGAAAACAGAGAUGGUGUUGAGCCUCACAAGAUCUGAGAUCAGUAAUUUUGCCCGUCGAACCAUCCUCUCUGACCAGUUCCGCGACGAAAAUUGCUACCCAAUUUUAUCGGCUUCUCAGAAAUCCACCGCGGUAGAUCUUUUCAAAGAGAAAGUCGAGCAGCAAUAUUUAUCGCAUCUAGAUCAAAGUAUUGCGCUAGACUAUUUUACAACCGUCUCCAGCAAUCUGAUACUCGCGAAGCUCAAACUGGCAGUGAUAAAACCCCGAGCGAGGCAAGACCAGUCUAUGCUCAUGCAUGUGAACCUGCGAAAGGUUUGCACGGAGAUUCUGCAGAAAACUGCGGCUUUGAGACGCCAUGAAAAGAGUAGACAGUGGCUCUGGAUUUUUCAAAACCACAUCGAAUGGGAUGCCUUGACAUGUCUGCUCAUCAAUCUUUCUCUGGUCCCGAAAGGCCAGGGGUUGGAUUCGGCAUGGCAAACGGUCAAUGAGACAUACAAUUACUUGAAGAUGGACGGUGACUGCCGACGUGAUCACCGCUGGGGGCAUAUCGAAGAACUCCGCACGCAGGCUCUGUUUUCUCGGGAUAUGAUACAGAUCAAUCCAUCGCAUUGGGGGAUAUCACCAGACGACAGCGGCUUCGAAGAAUCACACACCAUGGCUAUAGAGUCACCACAGCACCCUGGGCUCGGGACAUUAAAGCGCCAGAGAGAAGACGAUAUUGGUUCUUCCCGUUCUUCCCCAGGCGAGCUGGAACCCGGAGCCCCGAACUGUCGUUCUGAGGUAUCGACUAUGCAAUCAGAAGCCCAGGAACAUCUUCCCCGUAUGUGGGCGUUGGCGAAUGCUGCCGCGGCUGCUCCGGCCGCUAUUGACAGUUCGUCUCACAUGGAACCAGCUAGUGAACAUACAGACAUACCGAGUUCAGGCACUGGCUGUCAGUGGAGUGCGAAUCUCUUUGAGCGAUACUUUCAGGUCUUGGGCUCUGAGCAAACAACACUGUUAUGA